Messenger RNA from Trichoderma reesei QM6a, 1539 nucleotides. RefSeq names its product aspartylglucosaminidase-like protein. NCBI's taxonomy places the organism in Eukaryota, Fungi, Ascomycota, Sordariomycetes, Hypocreales, Hypocreaceae. Bases 1 to 1539 code for a protein of 512 amino acids. Gene Ontology annotation, biological process: protein maturation. The transcript is spliced from 4 exons. Gene Ontology annotation, molecular function: threonine-type endopeptidase activity. The record is from RefSeq and is a predicted model, not a curated record.
AUGGCGAAACACGAUUAUGGAACUGACGGUGCACUCGAUCGUGUUCUCGGCCUCAACCAGAAACAACCCAAGUGUGUCCCGGCAAUCUUUAUCCAUGCUGGAGCGGGCUUCCAUAGCCACCAAAACGAGCAUGUCCACCUCGAGGCCUGCGUUGCGGCCUGCGAGAUGGGCAUGAAGUUCCUCAAAGCCGGCGCCACUGCCACCGAAGCCGUCGAGGUCGCUCUUCGGAUCCUCGAGGAUAAAGAGAUUACCAAUGCAGGCUACGGGUCCAACCUGUCCAUUGACGGCACAGUCGAAUGUGAUGCGACCAUUGUUGACCAUCUAGGACGCAGUGGUGCUUGCGGAGCUGUUCCAAAUAUUCGGAAUCCCAUCUCGCUGGCAAAACUCAUCUUGGACACAAGCAACAAACCCCUGAGCCUCCGCCGGGUCCCUCCCAAUGCCCUCGUCGGCGAAGGAGCACGAAGCUUCGCCGAGGAGCACGGCAUGGCAACGUUUGCCAACGAGUAUCUCGUGUCCAGAAACUCCAGGGAUCGCUUUCUACGGUGGCAGGAGGACCUGAAGAGAGCCGAGAUGAAGUCCAGAGAGUCCAGGGCCGGCUCUGCUGGCCAGAUGAACAUGGGCUGCGCUCCAUGCCAGUAUGACACCAUGGCGGUACCGGACCCUCAUAGGAUCUUUCCGCGCGACCAUACUGCAGCCAUUAUGGCGGGCACUUGGAACGAGGGCCAGCCAGACUCUCCAUAUGUCGGCACGCCAGUGUCCGACGCAAUCAACGUUUCCGAUCCUCCGGUGUAUCCAACAACGUAUGCUCGCGCUCUCGCCUCUCCCCCGAAAUCUGUGUCCCGACCGUCUCCGCGGUCAAUCCCUGCAGUGCUCAUUAUCCGCGGUCUUAAGCGUCCGCUUAGCAUAUCGAACGAGAACAAAGAUUCGAAAACGCAGCCGGCAAAGCGCCGAUUCCAGUCUGAUAGCUCCAGAGAGGAUUUGGUCACGGACACUAUUGGUGCGAUUGCAAUCGACGAUAGGGGCCACAUUGCAGCGGGAUCCUCAUCUGGCGGUAUCGGCAUGAAGCAUCGAGGUCGCCUUGGACCAGCUGCCCUGGUCGGCAUCGGGACAGCCGUAGUACCCUGCGCCGAGGAUGACACCGACAGUCUCACCGUCGCGGCCGUGACAAGCGGAACGGGGGAACACAUGGCCACCACAAUGGCAUCCCAGAGGUGCGCCGAGCGUCUCUACCAUGGGACGCGCCGAGGCCCUUCUGGCAUCGACGUCCAGGACGACGACGAAGAUGCCAUUAUGGAAUCUUUCAUAGCUAAGGACUUUAUGGACCACCCGGGGGUCAAGAACUGCCAUUCCGCAGGCGCCAUUGGCAUCAUGGCCGUCAAGAAGAACCGCAACGGCUACUACCUCUACUUUGCCCACAACACAGACUCCUUUGCCCUGGCAUCCAUGGGCGGUCUGGAGAGAGAGCCGCGCUGUGUAAUGUCGAGGCUCCCGGACGGUGCUAAGAUUGCCAAAGGCGGGCGUAAGGUUCGACUGGAAUAA